UUUUUUGUUCAUAUUUACUGCACCUCAAAACUGCAGUGGGCAUACAAAGGGAGACGACAAUCGAAAAAAAGUGGACAAGAACAGAACCCCACCAACACCGACUUGGGAUUUGCACCACUGACUGACUAGUCCACCGCUGACUUAUCGAUCCGAUCACCGACUGACCAUACUGCCCUUGGUCCGGUCCGGUUCGCACAUAGUAUAACAGCUGAGAAGAGGAUACCAAACAUCACGAUCCUCGAAUGGCGAGCACAAAGGAGCGGCCGCGGGCGAGGUUUGCUCCUAUCCCCAUUGAAACCACCUUUGAGCGCUACCGAAAGACCAUUCCGACCGGCGAGCCUACACCCAGUCCUUCACCGCGCUCGCCGACCCCACCGCCCCGCGAGAAGCGAAAGUUUGCUCCCCAGCUAGUCGAGUCUUCCGUCCGCCGGGUUAGACGAGCAGGCGACGAGGGACCCGCGACCAAGCAUACCGACAAGACUGAUAUCACGCCCUAUACCAACCACAUCUACGCCCCCAAAGCCCGAAAACGAUUCGGCCAUGGGCCACCAACCGAGGAGCGGCCAGCCCAGAGAGGCCACGGCCGGCGGGAGUCAUGCGACGACGAGAUUGCCGGCGGUGUCUUCGACCUGGCCGCCCGAGAUGCACAGAGGAAGCUCCAGGAGGUGGCCAUGAGUGCCUUCCCCAACAGCGGGCAGAGGAUAGGCGGCGCUGAGCACUACUACAUGGGCGAGGGUUCGGAUGAUGACAGCCCCCGGGGGCGACCAUUGACAAGAGGGCCCUGGAACCCCUUACAGUCGCGGCGGAACUCGUCUCAGGAGGACAUGGGCUGGGCCUUCAAGGAGAUGCAGGAACACGCGAUGAAGCUCCAGCGCGCGCGGUCACAGAGCCGCGUGGACACGUGGGAUCUCGACAACAUGAGCAUUGACGGCCCGCCGAGCGACGCCAUGGGCUUGACCAGGACGCAGCGAACAUCCAUCGCCAGCUCCCCCAUAUGGACGUCACGGCGGCCCUCGUCUGGCUCUCUCAGCCCCGCCGGCGACUCGCCCAUGCCCCUUCUCCGAGACGAGUCUCCCCUUCCCACCAUCGGCGAGUCGACAAUGCCCUACGUACCCCCGGAAUCGCCGCCGCCAAUCCGCCCCAUCGGUGAGAGCUUCAUGCCCUACAUCCCCUCCGCGCCCACCGGCAAGGCCGGCGCUAUGGCCUACGCCCCUGCCUCACAGAUCCCCCCGGAGACCAGCUUUCGCAACCACAGCCCCUUCGCGCCCUAUCCCGCAGAGCGCGACAUGUCUCUCGAGCGGGCUCGCCGGCAACAUCGUCUUCGCCUCAAGGCCUCCCCACCCAUGCUAGGCGCCGACCUCACUUUCCGGCGGUGCCCCUCGCCCAAGCAGACCAAGCUCGAGCCCACCCACUUCUGGGAAAUGACCGCAGGCGCGACUUCCGAAGAGCAGAACCGCGACCCGACCGAGCAGCGCGGCCUGUGGCGCGGGUACUGCUACAACCCCGACCCGAGCAAGAAUCUUGCGCCGGCGGAGCGCCCGGCCAUGCUCCACACGCCGCAGCCCGACUCCCCCACCAGCAGCAGCAGCAACCGCGACAAGGACUACUUCGCGCGCGAGGCCGCCGGGUCCGCGUCAUCCCCGCUGUGCGAGGAGCCCGCUUCCAUCGAUGGACGCGGUGGCAGCAGCCGCGCAAGCACUCCUUCGGUUCCCGGGGCCGUGCCCGAACACCGCACCAAGUCGCAGGAACCCAAGGGGCUCCACAUGCUGCAAAACAUGCACGCCCUGGACGAGAAGCUCAAGAAGGAGAAGGCGGCAGCCGACCUCGAGGAGAAGAUCGCGGCCGAGUUCGACGACCACUUCGUCACGCAGGUGUACAACUACCUCUCGCUGGGGUACCCGGCGACGGCGCGGCAGUACGACGAGGAGCUGAGCAAGAUCAGCCGGAUCGGGAUCGCCGAGCUGGAGAAGGAGGACGAGGCCGUCAUGGCGGGGCUGUGGGGCGCCAACGGGGCGGCCAACAGAGAGGGCGACGCGAACGGCGAGAAGAAGAAGGUCGGGGCCACGGGCCACAUCAUGCUCACCGAGGCCAAGGACGGCGUCCGCGAGGAGGACCGUUGCCCCCGCUGGAAGGCGCUCAAGCUGUACGUCUACGAAUGGGCCCGCCAACAUCCCGAUCUCAACUCCAUCAGCCCGCUGGCCUGGGGCGUGCAGGAGCGAAGGGGCAGCUGGGGGGUUUAGAUUCCAGGCAUUUGCUGUCCUUAGACCGCGGCGGCUACCA
This is a messenger RNA of Thermothelomyces thermophilus ATCC 42464, 2280 nucleotides long. RefSeq lists its product as uncharacterized. The record is from RefSeq and is a predicted model, not a curated record. Lineage: Eukaryota; Fungi; Ascomycota; Sordariomycetes; Sordariales; Chaetomiaceae. The coding region runs from base 243 to 2240 and encodes 665 amino acids. The transcript has a single exon.